This is a messenger RNA of Striga hermonthica, 540 nucleotides long. The record is from the annotation of a GenBank genome assembly. NCBI's taxonomy places the organism in Eukaryota, Viridiplantae, Streptophyta, Magnoliopsida, Lamiales, Orobanchaceae.
AUGUCAGACAAAGAAAUGGAAAGCGAUUCCGAUGCCCCUGAGGUGUUUACCGUCCGUCAGGGGAUGCAACAAGAUGAAGAGAUAAGGAAAGUGCAAAGAGAAAAUAAAGCUAGGGUUGUGCGUGAGGUAAAAGAACGUCGCAGAAAAUGGGCAAAGAAUUUGACUCCAAAGCCAUUGCCCAAAAAAAGAAGCAUCAAAGAUGAAACUGAAACCAAAACCGAAACGUAUGAAGACUCUCAGGGCAAUAAUGGAAUGCUUCCGGAUGACAUUGUCAAACUUCUUGCGGCCCGUGAAAAGAUAGUCUUCACAUCCGAUUCUGAGGAUGAGAAAGUUGAGAAAAAGGGCACCUCAAAAAAGCGAAAGCUGAAAAAAUCCGGGUUCGAACCUGUUAUCUUGAAGGAGAUACCAUCUGCGCAAUGUGUACAGAGUUCAUUGAAGUUUUUGAACAAACGAAGAAUGCGGGUCCCAAGAUCCUCGGCAGUUUUGAACAACUCAAAUCAAGCUUUGCGCCUCCUUUCGAAAUCUGGCUUGUUAAAGUAG